GGCCAGAAAGGUUAUUCAUGAAUGUGUUCCAUGUUUUCGCAACAGACCCAGAAUACACGAUCAACUGAUGGCAGAUCUUCCACCGGAAAGAGUCACUCCUUGCAUACCAUUUCAGCGAGUUGGAGUCGACUACUGCGGGCCGUUUUGGAUUGCGUUUCCACAUCGCCGAGCUCGUCCAACGAAAUGUUUUGUAGCUGUGUACGUGUGCUUGGUUACAAAGGCAGUGCACUUGGAGCUGGUCGCUGACUUAACAACACAGGCUUUCUUGGCAUCACUGAAACGCUUUUCAUCACGCCGUGGCAAGCCCAGUCUGGUAAUGUGCGAUAAUGCCACGAACUUUGUUGGAGCCAGACGAGAAUUGGACGAGCUAUGUACGUUGUUUAACAACCAACAAUUCCAACGGACUAUUUCUGCAGAAGCAGCGGAAAGCAAUAUUGAUUUUCGGUUCAUACCCGCACGUUCCCCAAACUUUGGAGGACUUUGGGAGUCAGCAGUUAAGUCCUUCAAAACAUUAUUUAAGCGGACCAUUGGCACCCACACCUUGCUGUAUGAUGAGAUGCAGACUGUUUUAACACAAAUCGAAGCUGUGCUAAACUCGCGACCACUGACUCCGGUGAGCAACGAUCCGAACGACUACGAAGCGCUAACACCGGGUCAUUUCUUGAUCCAACGACCUUUAACUGCGAUUCCUGAACCUGAUUUGGACGACAUACCUGUGAAUAGAUUGUCUGCUUGGCAACGGACGCAAUAUUUUAUGCAAUGCUUGUGGAAGAAAUGGUCGGCACAGUAUCUCUCGAAUCUACAGAACCGCACUGAAUGGACGAAAGAACGCGAUAAUUUGACUGCUGGUACUAUGGUGCUGUUGAAAGAUGAAAAUUUACCACCAUUGAAGUGGCAACUUGGGCGGGUAGUGGAGUUGCAUCCCGGAUCUGAUGGUAAUAUUCGUGUUGUUACCGUACGCACAAGGGAAGGAAUAUAUAGGCGUGCAAUAUCCAAAGUCUGUAUCUUGCCCAUCCGUGAUAACAUUAAUGCAUCAUCAGAGGAGAACUAGGACUCCUCCAACGGCGGGGGUCGAGAGGCCCCCGCACACCAGUUAAUCGCAUUUUGUAUUAAAUGGACAUCGUUUGUUUUGACUUCACCAGAACUGAGCUUAAAUCAGAGUCGAGGUAACCCGUUUUGUUCUUGGUGGUGGAAAGUAAUUGCAUGCAGUGUGAGGGUGUAGCAGUUGCGCUGGUUACCGAACCAGUUAUGUUUGGUGUGGUCCACACCUAUACAGCCGUAUCGGCUGUCUCAGACGAACCUCAGUUAAUCACAGUUUUACGUUUGGUAUUUUCGAGGCACACUUGACAUCAGCGAGGCCUGAUCCUAACUGGGGAAUACCGACGUAAUGUAGACGUCAUUCUGUCUGCAGAAGGAACACCAACGCCAGGAGGCGCGGGCGGAGGCCAUCCGGCCUCCGUUUCAGGGAAGUCCUUUUUUGUAACAUCAUUUCGGUUUAAAAAAGCACCCUCUCAUUUUAUUCAUAGCACCACCGCAAGCGACGAACGGUAUCAGGCACGACCAGUCAACACAAAAAGCAAGCACCAGCAAAACAAUGAACAGGACAACUGCGACUGCGGAGAUAACGUUCCAAAUCGUCAACAGAAAUUACAGUUACUUUCAACAACAAUCUCAUCAUUUACUAGCAUCAGAAACAACCGCAGACAAAGUGUAUCAGGCGCAUCAUCAACGUGUCAACUCCCAUCAGCAGAAUAUAAACACGAACUAAGAACUUGGCAGCAACAACAACAGCAAAUGAAACGAAAGAAGGAUCACAACAAAACUCACACAUAUUGUAGAGCACAAUCGGCGAAUCUAGGUCAAGUUCAUAGUACCGUUACCCUCACCAGACGUAAAUAGUAGCACCAACAAUGACCAGAUGAUGUAAACAAACCGGGAUGUACCGUUACCACGGAGAGCGCUGCCUAUUUCCGAAGUGUGUGCCAGACAACCUCUGUUCUCAUCGGUUUCGUAGUAGCUAGAAUAGGACAGAAGCAAUUGAAAUGCAAGAUAUUUCAAGGCGGCCGGCAUGUUUAUGCGAAAAGGAAUUUUGAGCAUCCCGAGAAAACGUGAUCCACAACAACCAAGCGAUAUUGUUUUCCUCUUUUCCCACACAGUAUCGCUUGGUUUGUUUCACUCGAGCAACAAUUACUCAGAGAGACCAAUUCUCUCUAGCGAUAACGUUUUUUGAUGUUGCUUUGAUCGAUGUUUCUGAUAAAACAGCUGAUUGUAUGAAGAGGAGAGAUAAAUGUACCGUCGUAAAAAAAAUACACGUCUUUGGAAAAUAAAUGGAGU
Messenger RNA from Toxorhynchites rutilus septentrionalis, 2334 nucleotides. RefSeq lists its product as uncharacterized. The coding region runs from base 68 to 1051 and encodes 327 amino acids. The transcript is spliced from 2 exons. The record is from RefSeq and is a predicted model, not a curated record. Gene Ontology annotation, biological process: DNA integration. Gene Ontology annotation, molecular function: nucleic acid binding. Lineage: Eukaryota; Metazoa; Arthropoda; Insecta; Diptera; Culicidae.